This is a messenger RNA of Ambispora gerdemannii, 2517 nucleotides long. The record is from the annotation of a GenBank genome assembly. Lineage: Eukaryota; Fungi; Glomeromycota; Glomeromycetes; Archaeosporales; Ambisporaceae.
AUGGAUUUCCCACCUACUCCUAAAUUAUCACUUUCAGAAACAGAAGAAGGUGAGAUAGUUGAAGACUUUGAAACAGGAGGUGAAGAGACCGAUGAUAUAGGUAAAAUAAAUUUAGAAGUGACAAAUGGCAUAGCUGGUUUACCCGCCCCCAGUCAACCUUCUCCUCAAAGUCAGGCGAGUGAGGACUCUAACAGAACUCGGCGAAAUUCAGUAAGCAGAGAUAAAUAUUUUACUGCAGAAUCUAGUCGCCGUAAAAGAGACAGCCUUGAUAAAGAUCGUAAAAGUAAAGAAGAAACUCGUACUACCUCUUCUAAACACACUCGAAGCAGCCGACACUCUGAUCGUGAACAUGGACACCAUAGAAGCUAUAGCAGACGAGGACAUCACCAUGAAAAAAAGAAAAGUGUAGUUGAAGAAGGUGAAAAAAGUCGUAAGGAUGGUUUAGGUAAAAGUAACUUAAACUCGACCGAAUCUAUGAUCGUCGAAAUUGACGACAAUCAUAGCGAUAUAUCCACCGAUCGUAUUGAACCUUCUGCAUCAUCUCUACGUAAAAAUAAACGCAGCAGAGACGAAUUGUCCACUGACGAUGAACUUCAUAAUCAUUCAUCCUCUCGUUCAUAUAUAUCUUCUCGCCACAGUGAACGACGUCAAUACGUAAGCCGAAGAGAUAAGAAUACGAGAAGUCGGUACGAAAUUGAUCGUGACCACGGGUAUACACACAGAGACUCCAUCAAAGGAAGUGACAGAGGGGAUAGAGGAUACGGUAAAGAGACCGAAGUAGGAUAUGGACGAGAUAGAGAACAACAUCGAGAAGUCUCAAAAAGGUAUAGUGACAGUCGUGGUGGUUCUCAUGGGCGCCGCAUCAUUGAAUACGAAGUUGAUGAUGUACCUACUGGAACAAUUAUUACAAGUCAAUCAUCAUCUUCUGGUGCUUCGUUGUUGCCUGCUUCACAGUCAAAUGGAGUCCAAACAUCAAAAAUAGAGCAGCCAGUUACCGAAGAAACGGUUGAACCAGAGCUUGAACCUGAAAUGGAUGAAGAAAGAUUGAUAGAGGAAAGGCGUCAACGUCGAAUUGAAAUUUUACAAAAAUAUAAAAAUAAGAAAACUGAGAAUUUGACACUCAACCUUGAUAAAAAUACGUUACCAGAUACCAAUGCAUCCGAUGCCAUACAGAUGAAAAUAGAGUCGCAAGAUACUUCGUCAUUAACAUCGCCUGUGACUACUCCCACCACAGCCUCUCCGACUGUAUUUUCUUUGACCAAAGGUGAAAGUAUAGUCGUCGAUGAAUUUGCUAUUGAAACUGGCAAUGAAAGCAAUCGUCAAGAUCUCAUAAAAACUAAUAUUGCAAAUAAAAAAGAUGAAUUUGAUAUGUUUGCUGAUGAUGAUAUGUUUGCUCCGACUCCGGAGUCAAAAAAUGCUGCUUCACAAUCAAUACCGAUUGUCAAAACAGUACCCGUUGUAGUUCAAGGCGAUAAUGUUGGCUUAGUGGAUAAUUAUGAUGACGCUGAAGGCUAUUAUCGUGUAUUACUCGGAGAAAUUUUGGAUAGUCGCUAUCAUGUGUACAGUAAUCUUGGUAAGGGAGUAUUCAGCUCUGUCGUUCGAGCUAAAGAUAAUUUGGAAGGAAACGACGUUGCAAUUAAAAUUAUACGUAAUAAUGAUACAAUGUAUCGUGCUGGAAUGAAAGAGCUGAAUAUCUUAAAGAAGCUUGGCGCUGCUGAUCCAGAAAAUAAAAAACACAUGAUUAAACUGUAUCGACAUUUUGAUCACAAAGGGCAUCUUUGUUUGGUAUUUGAAUCUUUGAGUAUGAAUUUGAGAGAAGUAUUAAAAAAAUUUGGUAAAGACGUUGGUAUCAACAUUAAAGCUGUUCGUAUAUAUGCUCAGCAACUUUUUUCAGCUCUUUCGCUCCUAAAGAAAUGCAACAUUUUGCAUGCAGAUAUUAAACCUGAUAAUAUCUUGGUGAGUGAAUCAAAGAAUACACUUAAAAUGUGCGAUCUUGGUUCUGCAUCUGACGCGUCUGAAAAUGAUAUCACACCGUAUCUCGUCAGUAGAUUCUAUAGGGCGCCUGAAAUUAUUCUCGGGCUCCCGUAUGACUACGCCCUUGAUAUGUGGUCGGUUGGUUGCACUCUAUAUGAACUAUAUACGGGCAAAAUACUAUUUCCCGGACGAAGCAACAACCAAAUGCUAAAAUUGAUGAUGGAAUUAAAGGGCAAAUUUCCGAAUAAAAUGCUUAGAAAAGGACAAUUUGUAGAUCAACACUUUGAUCAUGAAUUAAAUUUCUUAGCAAAUGAGACAGAUAGAAUAAGUAACAAGGAGGUCAUUAAAACCUUCGUUAUUAACAAACCCACAAGAGACUUAAAAAUGCGACUUCUUUCAAAAACGUCUCACAUGAUGGACGAAGAUUUUCGUCUAUUAACAGCCUUUGUCGACUUGCUCGAAAAGUGCUUAAAUCUUAAUCCGGAGAAGAGAUUGACGGUUAGGGAAGCUUUAUUGCAUCCUUUUAUUACCGGCAAAGUAUAA